UGGUCACUGUCAAUCAUGUCUGUUGUUUCCUGCCGCAGUUUGUGGCUGGAACUCUGGAAGCAACUUCAGGGGAUUCAGCAGCUGGUGCUAUGGAGGGUGUGUUGCAUAAAUGGACCAACUAUCUGAGUGGUUGGCAACCACGGUACUUUGUGUUGGAUGGCAGCGUGUUCUCCUACUACGACUCGCAGGAAGAUGUUGGCAAAGGCAGUAAAGGAAGCAUCAAAAUGGCCGUGUGCGAAAUAAAAGUGCAUGUAACGGAUAACACAAGGAUGGACCUGAUUAUCCCAGGAGAGCAAUACUUCUACCUCAAGGCUGUGAAUGCAGCAGAAAGACAGAAAUGGUUGGUGGCACUUGGUAGUGCCAAAGCCUGCCUGGCAGACAGCAAGACCAAGAAGGAGCGAGAAAUCAGUGAAAAUGAGGAUUCUUUGAAAUUCAAAAUGUCUGAACUUCGACUGUACUGUGAUCUACUGAUGCAGCAGGUCCAUAAGAUCCAGGAAUCUGCACAGCCAGUCCAGACUGGAUCCACUCCAGACCUUGAGAAAAUGAACGAGGCUUCUUCUUUGCUUAAAGCCACAUGCAAUACCUUUAUAAGUACCCUAGAGGACUGUAUGAAAAUAGCAAGUGUGAGGAUAUCCCCAGAGUUACUUUCACCCCCUGAAUCCCCUGCUGCUCAUGUCACUUCCACACCUCCUCGCAGGGUUAAACGUUCGGUAAGCCACAGUGGUGUUGUUGCACCUGACAGGAGUGCAGAAAUGAACAGCCCAGCACAACCUCAGAAGGGUUCCAUUACAGUAAUGAGAAAUCUGGAGGAAAUGGCUGCAUAUCGUGCCAGUAGGUGGACGAGACACCCUGUGGAGGUCAAGAGCCCAGAUAAUAGUUACACUGCGCAGCCAGCAAAUUUACUGCAGCCUUCCCAAAAUGCCCAGGAUGAAUCUACAAGUAGUGCCAAUGGUGAAUAAUGUUGAGGAAACGCUUAUUUCUCCACCACCCCACAAUCUGUCGAGCGAUACAGAAGGAGCCAUUUGUGACAUGGGCUUAACCUAAACAUGGAAAUGGAGGAAACAAAGGUCCUUCAACUUGGUCACUGGGGGGUGGGGGCGUGGGGAAUAAGUCAGAACCUGAGAUCAACUCCUGGAAUAUCAAGAAUGGAAUACUGCGCACACCACUGGUAACUUCGUAAUAUUAGUGUUGAGGUUUCAAAGGACACAUUUGUUCAAAAUGAUAUAUAACAAAUGUUCUCAAACUUCCAUAUCUACUAGUAGUUGCCUAUGUACCCUGCCAGUAUACACAUUAAUAUUUUAAUUCUUUUGAUGCCCAAGCAUUGUACAGAUGUAAAUGUAUGAAACCUAAAUACUGGCUUAAUAGACAGUUAUGUGACCAAGGUUUCCUAUUCAAGGGUAGGCACGUACUGAAUGUGUGUGUUCAUUACCAUCAAUUAUUAUAUUGUGAUUUGCCAUCUUUUUUAUUUAAUUCCAGGCUUUAUUAAUUCCAGUUUUUUUUCUCUAAUGUAUGGGCAGGGCAGAAAUAGUAGGGAAGCUACUGCAUUUUAUUCCCCCUACCCACUUUCCCCACCUCUUGUGCAAGAAGCAAAACUACUUUCAUAAGUAUUAUGAUACUUCCAGUAAAUGUUCAGUAGGGGUACCCACAGUUGCCUCAUUUGCCAUUAAAGGUAGACUUGUUCAAAGAAAAACACUGCUGAUUUGUGUUUACAAUGGGCACUGCUCUUAAAUCUAAAUUGCCUGAAUUACUCAGUUCAGAGCUAGUAUCACAUCAUGUCACCAAAAAAAGGCAGUCUGUGAUUACAUGGUUCUUUUGAGACAACCUCCACCAAAUAGCCCUGCUGCUUAUGUGCCAUGAGUCAUCUGCACCUCUGCUCCAAAAUCAGAGCCUGUAUCAGAUGUACUCUCUUUCUAAAAGGCAAAUUUAACUUUUUAAAGAAAAAAUAAUUUUGAUACAGUAAAUGGUGGUUUAAAAAGUAGUUUCAAAUCAAUCCUGAUUGAGGCAUAUUAUCUAAUUUGUUUCCAAGUUUACUUUUUGUCCAGUUAAAGGCAGAGAAUUGUUUAAUCCCCCAGAGGUGAGUCUAGUCAUUGUUUUAGGAUCCUUGUUUACUCCACUUGAAACCAGGUUCUGUGUAACUUGAAGCUGCUCCCCUAAUAAUAAUUAUUAUUACUGUUCCCUUACAUUGUUUUUAGUUGGAAAUAGAGUACUAGUAAGUUGAGAAAUGUCAAUAAAUUGUCCACAGUAUUUAUAUUUAUGAAAACCUGUAUAUAAAAGUAUUCCAAUAUGGAAUCCAUAUUGCCCAGUGUAGAUUUUAAAAACAAGAUUAAGGGCCAGUUAUUGUCAUUUUAUUUAGCUUUUAUCAGGAAAACACCAGUGUUGCAUUCACUUAACUGUAUCCAGGACUGCAAGUUCCAUUGAUAUUUGGGGUGCAUCUGUCCACAUCCAAUGGGGUUACUUUUGCUGGGGUAAGAAUGUCACUUUCAUUGUUGUCCCUGAACUAUCGGUACUUUAACCUUUAUUCAACAAGUCAAUUAAACUGCUCAAGUUCUCCAUGAGGUACAAAAGUAUGAAUAUCAGGGUUUUUUUUUGUUAUUGUUGAUCUGCCUUUGUUAUUAUGGGAAUAUUUAUUGAAUAUGGACUUGAGAUUGCAAGUUCAUUUAAGAGUAAUGUACACAGUAAUGGUGACCGAACUAUAAUUAAAACCAAACAAAUCAAAAUGGUUUAGGCUGAAGUAUCCAGCGUGUUCUUGUGUUGUAUUUAGAAAAUGCUGCAUGCUUUUCCUGCAUUUUUAAAUAUGAAUAUAUGUGCAUAUUUGUACCUUGUCAAGUCUGAAUGUGCUUUGUAUUCCUACUGUUCAGACUGAGCAAUUGAAGAUUGAGGAAGUAGAGUGAAGCAAAAUAUGGAGAUGAGAUUCAGGAAAAUUAACAACUGGAAUUGCAAUUAUUAACUCUCAGCCAUUUAAAAACCAAUAUUGUGGGACAUUUCUGUGGCACAAUAUUGAAAGAAGUUUCUUGAAGGAAAAAGUGGCCAAUAAUAAAAACAAAACUAUUAAAUCGUGUCUUGGCCUUCUCUGCUCCAGUGGAAGUAGUUCCAGUAUCUUGAGUGUAAAAUAUCUGUUUAUCUUAACAGUUCUAUGUAUGGGCUGGUCAAGCACAAAUAGAGUUAGCUAUCAUCAUGAUGUAGCCUCUUAUGCAAAAGAUCAAUUUAUCCUUGUGGAGAUUCUUUUUAUUUAAAAGUACGACAAUCUUCAGAGUUGCAGUAUCCCUUUUUUGAUCUUGAAGCAUAUGAGAUUGGCAUUUAAUUAAACAGAUGGGGUGUAGAGGAGAAUAAAAGUGCAUCUGGGAACUCUGCUGUACUAUUUAAUCUGUUGCUCUUUUCCAAAUCUGUUAAAAUGCAAUGAGCCAAAUAGAUUCCCCAUUGAUACGAAGGGUUUUAUCACCGAUGUGUUAUCACCUUGUAGUUUUAAGCUGAAUCCUAUGUGUGAUCUUAAGAACAACAAUCAAAAUAGGAGCAGUGGACCUUGUGGUCGUUCAAAGCUGGUCCAAAAUUCCAUAAGAUCAUGGCUGAUCAUGUAGAUGAACUUAAUUUUUCUAUUGAACUAUACCAGUAUUAUCAACACCACAUCCUUUCUAAAUUAUCUUCAAGUACCAGAAGGAUAAAACUACUCCAAAAUUAGCUUUAAAAAUGAAUCAAAUGCUGGCUGAAGAUUUGGCUUUGUUCCAAUUGUGUCAACAGAAUGCACUUUCAUUUCCAAACCUAUUUAGAUGCAUUGGAAAGUCUUUGUCCCAAGCUAACACUGAAGGUUUAAUGCAUCCUCAGGAGUCUGACAAAUAUAAUUAGAAUUGCACAAAAAUAGGAGAGAGAUGAUGCUCUCAAAUAUGUCUAUUUAUCACUUCACAUGCUCAAAAAAGCAAAUGUAUAAUUAAUUGACAAUAGUGAGAUUUGACUUUGUGAAACUGUUGUUCAAAUCCCCUCAGUAAAAAAGAUGAGUCAUUUUUUUUCUUUAAAAAAAACAUAUAUGGCAAAGAUUUAAUUGAUGUGUAUAAAAUUGAGAACCAGAUAGGUUAAUAAAUGGGGGCAUAAAAUUAAGGUAAUUGAUUGUAUAAGGAUAAAGGGAUAUUGAGGAAUUGUUUUACAGCCAGUGACUAGUGAGGGGCUGGAACUCACUGCUAAGAAGGGUAAUAGUCUGAAUGACUGUUAUGCUAUGAACCAUGAAGCAACAAACCAAGAGAUGGGAAGUGGGAUAAGGCUGAAUAGCUCUUUUCUGUCUAGGCUGGAUAUAAUGGGACAAAUGGCUGUUUUCUGUGCGGUAACUUGCUGUAUGGUUCCACUGUGUCACGUUCCUUAUGAUACUUUUUGUGAGGAAAGGAAUAUGGUGACGUAGACGGGUACAAAUUAGUGUUUUUUUAAAACAAAAAAAGAUUUUUGAAGGGAAGUGAAUGAAGUGGCAAGGCAAAGAGUUGGGGAAAGUUGAAGGGGUUAUUAGUCAAGAGUUUUGAACAUAAUUUUAAAUUGAUGGGCAGUUCAGAUUAAGAAGUAUCACUCGCAACCAACUGUGCUCCAGGAUUCCACAAAAAAAAAACAGAUAUUGUGUCUUUUAAGAAGUCUGUCACGCUCCCUGGGUUAAGAAGAGGUUUUUGUUGGAAUCUAUUUGGUUUUUUGUGUGCCUAGACUAGUUUCUUUCUGUUGACUUUUUUAGAAAUUGCACAGCACUGCCUAGCUUUAGUUAAAUGAAGGUAACUAUAGUUGAAUGAAAAUGUAGUUGCACUUUUUGUGAUAUUGAAAAGCCAUACUCAAGUGAUUGAGAACACACAAAAAUACGGUUCCUCCAUUCUCUGUGGUGAUAUUACAAUGUUAUAUUAAGCUGUGAUAACUUUUUUUUAUAUAUUGCUCUGUUCUAAUGAGUCAAAAUAGGUUAAGUUGUAAUGCUUUACUUUUGCCAAUUGGGCCUAAUUUUAUCUUUUUGAAAGUAGUUAUUACUAAAAAUAUCUUUUGUACAGUUUUUGUUUGAAUUAGGCUGUUGGUGCUGGCAGAGAGAACACUUUCUAUUUUGACAGCCAGUAUCCAUCUCGAGCACUGCCAAGGCAGGCAUAGCAUGAUUAAAACUAGAGCAAAGUUCCCUUUUACUCUGCUCUAAAUAAAUGUGCCUCAGCUGCAACCUGUAAUAAACAUCCCCGAUUGAAUAAGUGUGAAAUUUUCCACACUAGCCAAUUUUUGAGUGAGAUCCCCAGUUCUUACAGAAAUUGGGUAACUGUUUUAUCUAUCUUGAGAUUCUGGAUUGUGAUAGACCAAUUUACUAUAGGAGCCUUUGCAACUGACAAUGAGAGAAAUUUUCUGCCCAUUGGUUUGGACAGAUUGGAACACUGAAAGCUCAGUGUCACUUAUGAACACUGACUUAAUACAAAAUGCUGGGAUAGAGAAUUUAUUUUUCUUCAGUUACACUGCAUUAAGACUGCUAUUUCUAUAGCACAUUUUUAUAUUCCUUUCAGGUGGUCCUGAAAGAGAAAUAUUGUCAAAUGUAACAAAACAAUCUAUAAAAUGGCACAACCUAAAACUGUGCAGUAUUUUGUAGAAAGUUUUCUUAAAGCCAAUGAUUGUAGUAUUUUGCCACAGACAAAAGCAAAAUUGUACAUAAAAUCCAUUUGAACAUACCUCAGCUUUUCAAAUGAACUGUUGUAUUCUUUUGUAUGUACAGUACAUACUUGCUUUUGUGUAGUCCUGUAAAUAUAAUAAAUGUUUUGAAUCAG
Molecule: messenger RNA, 5747 nt
Organism: Pristis pectinata (smalltooth sawfish)
Lineage: Eukaryota; Metazoa; Chordata; Chondrichthyes; Rhinopristiformes; Pristidae
Product: pleckstrin homology domain-containing family A member 3-like
Exons: 8
Coding region: 90-959 (289 amino acids)
Biological process (GO): endosome organization; receptor recycling; retrograde transport, endosome to Golgi
Cellular component (GO): recycling endosome; trans-Golgi network; early endosome
Source: RefSeq, a predicted model, not a curated record